This is a messenger RNA of Tetranychus urticae (two-spotted spider mite), 5124 nucleotides long. RefSeq lists its product as uncharacterized. Gene Ontology annotation, cellular component: SWI/SNF superfamily-type complex. NCBI's taxonomy places the organism in Eukaryota, Metazoa, Arthropoda, Arachnida, Trombidiformes, Tetranychidae. Gene Ontology annotation, biological process: regulation of DNA-templated transcription. The record is from RefSeq and is a predicted model, not a curated record. Gene Ontology annotation, molecular function: DNA binding.
AAGAGAAUAGAAAGACUGAUUUUAGUUGUAGAGGGAGAGAAAGAUAGAAAGAGAAAUUUAUAGUAAUGGAGUAAUGGUGUAAAGUUGAAUUGUUUAUUGAAUUAAUUCAAUUGUUUUUCAUUUUUAUCGUCAACUUUAAUUACCAGUCAUCAUUCACAAGUUGACUUGGGUUAUAUUCUGUUAUCGUUAUUGAAACAAAAAUGUCUGGAUAUGAUUCAUUAAGGAGUCGUACACCAAAGGAAACACUUUUAGAAGGCUUCGUUAAGCGUAUGAGAAAACAAAAUGAAGAAGGUAGAUACAAAGGAUCUCGUAUUGACCAUUCAAAUUUUGUCUCCCAUGAUUCCCAAGAACCGUCCGGUGAAGAUAUGCAUGGAGAAUUUAUGGAAAAGAUCAUCACUAAGGUACAAUUACCUCCAAUUAAUCCAUUAAACAAGCUCUAUUGUAGUUUGAUGAGUGGUCUCAGAAAUGAGAUUGACUUUGGUCUUCGUGUAUCAACAAUUCUAGCCAAUUCUAAGGAAUCAACUUGGAUAUCAGAUUUCAAAUUUAUUGAUAUUCUGAUUGAUUGUGUUGAAUCAUACUCUUGUUGUUGUGAUGAUGAAAAUAGUGAUUUGGUGAAGCAAAUUGGUGAUGGUAGAGUUUUCUGCAACAUCCGUGUCAAAGAUGAGGAUCCAAAUAAUCAACAAAAAUGUAAUUGUCUUCAAAGGUUCUGGUCUGGGUUACGUCAAGAUAUAAGAGUUAUGAAUCUAGUUUUUGGUUCUUCGUGUGAUGAAAAUGGUGAUUCUUACAUGAGAACCGAAGAUGAUGAUGACUUCUGUGAAGAUCUUGACUAUUUAGUGGACGUUAAAAAACACGAACCAAGGAACCAUCAAAGAAUCUAUAAUUUGAUAAAAAAUGUCUCAGAAAUAAUAAGAAAUCUUUCAUUCAACAUCGCUGAAAGUCCUAUACCUAAUAUUAAUGAUGAAUCAAGCACCAGCGGCUACUCAUACCAUUUUGCUACUCUCAAUCUCUUGAAAUUCCUAGUUCUGUUAAUCUCGUGCAAAGAUCAAUAUUACCAAAACCUUGGUUUAGAUAUCAUCUCUAAUAUUUCAUCGCAUAUCGCCAUUAAUAGCGUUAACCCGCAAUAUUUGACAUUUUUAGAUUUAAUUAAUAGAUAUUGUGUUAAUAAGAUAAUCUCUUCUAAUGACAUAAAUCAUAUAAAUCGAAGUCUCGAAAUUAUAUGUAAAGUAGUUUCAAGGUAUAACGAUGAGCCCAAUGAAUAUAUAGCAACACAACUUUUUGAUAGUGAAUUCAUCCAAAGAUUAACAGAGUUAUUAACCUGUCAACAUGAUGUAAGCAUAGUAAUUUCAUCACUUGAUUUACUUCUUGCUCUCUCGGAAUCGUAUCCCAAACUGUUAGUCGAAGAUAGUAAAUAUCUCAUAAAAAUACUUGUGAUGCUCCUCAAUUGUGAAGCUUCGCAAUUUUUCUCCAAGAGUGCUCUAGCGCGAAUCAAGAUAGUUGAUGAAAGGCCUAAACCCGUGGAAUUGCCUAAGACACCAAAUCAAAAGUCUACCACAACUGCAACUCUUGUUACAUCAGCAGUUGACAAUGAAACUUAUGUUGUAACUUGGCUUCGAGCAACUUUCGAAGCCAAACCCAAUCAGGGUACUCUUUUAAAGCUUAAUGAAAUUUAUGAGGAUUACGUUAGAGAAUGUAUUCGAUGUGAACGUAAGGUUGUUAUUCCAGCACAAAAUUUUGCGAUCCUCACAAAAAGGUGUUUUCCAUCUAUUACCAUGACUGGUCCAAUAAUCGAUGGACUUGUUCGUCGGCCUAUUAAAGGGCCAGGCGGACUAUCAUCUCCUAUCCUCAAAGCUCAGCUUUGUGCGCCUCCUAAAGCUGGAUCUUUGCCUCCAGUACCAAAUCCUGGGACAUCGACUUCAACUUUAAUUAAAAAUCUUUUGGCAAACAAAUUGAGAACCAAUAGUGGCCUAGGAUCAUCACCUUCUUCACCCUCACUUUGCGCCUCCUUUUCCUCCAUUACUACUGGAUCUGUUACAGUUACUCCGGCUUCUGCUUCUCCCAGCUCAUCUAAUAAUAACAAUGGCAAUGGAAGUAAAUCUGAUACAACCACAACAAUCAUUCCUUGUACCAUCAACAAUCUCAACAGUACCUUUACUCAACAACAAAAGCCACAAGAACCUGAUCCUGAUCCAACUGAUCUUCAGCCUAGCGCUAACAAAACAGCUUUCUCUAAUUCUACCCAGUCUCAUUCUAGAUCUAAAGAUUCUAGUUCGCUCAGUAGCUCUAUACCAACAUCGGUCAUUACUUCAAUCACACCUUCACAAACUCCAGCAUCAUCCUCACACUCAUCCUCGUCAAAUUCAUCAUCAUCAGCAACAUCAAACAAUUCAAAUAGCAUCAUUGUGACAAGCACAACACUUCCUACCAGCAUAGCAAACAGCACAACAUCUUUAUCCACAAGCGUCACAAUUACACCAGCUAUCGCCAAUACAGCACCACCUUUAAUCCCAGCAGUGUCAAGUGGGGCAUCAGCUAAUACUCAACAAGUUUUUGUUACGGCUAAUCCCUUAACUCAGACAUCAACUGCGAAUAUUUUACAGCCUCAAACAACAUGCAUAACAACUGGUCAAGCUUUACAGACUGGGUCUGUGUUAUUCACAACUCCGACACAACCUGGGCAAACUCUUCAGCCUAAUCAACCUCAGCAAUUUUUAUUAGUUAGGACUAUAGUUGGUAAUCAACAGCAAACUGGACUUGUUGGAAUGCCUCAAGGAGUUGCAGGGGGAACUCCUGUUCGUUUAAUCCUACCUCCUGGGUUUCUAACUCAACAGAGAGCUGUUCAACCAACUAACACAACAGUCAAUGGGGUUGCCUCAGUUCCAGUUGCAAUAGCUAAUCAAAAAGAUUCAGCACCUCGUAACGCGAUCUCUACCGUCUUAACAAACUCCACCAAAGCACCUUUAACAGCCAAUUCAUCACAAACCAUUGCAUCCAGCACACAGGUCUCAACAGUAUCCACUGUUACUACCACCGCUCCAAUUGUAAAUCCAUCAACUGUUUCAUCUAACUCAAACGAUAUUUUAUUAAAAGCUGUUCUUGGUAGUGGUAUUGUGAGUGAAAACCCAUCAGGAUCACCUAAUCAAAUUACUAAUGCUGCUUCCAAUAGAUCUAAUACAGUAAAAUCAUCGCCUUUGCUUAAUGUUCUUUUAGAUAAAGGAAAACUUCCUGAUUUCUCUACUAUGGCUGGAACUAUCAAUCAAUCUAAUGUAACAAAUUCAUGUGUAACUACCAUCACAUCAGUAACCACCUCUUCAUCAAAUAGCCCCUUCAAUCCACCGAUAUUAAAUACUUCUUCUCAAACAUCAACUCCCAUCACUAGUAUGUCUGGUUCACAAUCUAAUAAGGUGUACAUAUUGACUACUACAAAAUCUUCUUUACCCAUCAAAAAUGUGCCGAAUGUCCAACAACAGCAAUCUGGAGGACAAGUCACUUCACAAGCUGUCGCAAAUAAUCUCCAAAAAUCUGUUACAGUACAACAGCUAAACCAAACUCGACCGGUGCAACAAACUAAUGUUAUUCAACAACCGCCAACGACACAGUCAUUGAUGAAUAGCUCUGAUAUUGUGAACAGUGCUACAACAGUUUCUACUGUUCCAAGCUCAAAUAAAUUAACUCCUUUCACCACUGAAUCAGUUGCAGCUCAGAAUACUUUGAGUGGAAAACCUAUUCAAAUCGAUCCAAUAGAAAUUAAAUCAACUACAAUCUCGAAAAAUGAGCUAAGUAAUGGAGAAGUAUCCUCAAAUUUGAUACAAGUUAGUAAAUCAACUUCCAAAAUAUCUAAUGACUUUACAGUAAUUAAUGACAUUAAGCAAGUUGAUUGUGCAACCAAAGUGGUCUCAAAAAGAUCUAGCGAAGAAGAUGAUAAACCUCAAACCAAUAAAAAAGUAAAGAGUAACAAUAGUAUCAAUUCCCUUAGUAUAACACCUGUGAAAACAGAAAUCAAAACUGAACUACUUGUGGAUAAGCAGGCAAAUAAAAUCAAAACAAAUGGAACAAGUGUAAUACCUUCUUCCAAUGCUCAACAAGGAAAAGAAGUUUCAACAUCUUUGAAUUCAAAUAAAUCAUCAUUAGCCAUGACUGAUUCAGAAACAAAUACAAAUCCACCUAAUGCUGUCAAUGGAACUGCAAGCACAAAUGCUUCAGUUACUGUCCAACGAACAACUUUAAAAUCUAAAUCGACAGUUAAAUCCACCACAGUUAAUCAUAAAAACUUACAAUUCUACUGUGAAUGGCACGAGUGUAAAAAAGUUUUCAGUCGUCCAUCUCAAGUUUAUUGGCAUGUACAUAAAGAGCAUGUCAAUAUUUAUGGAAAUUCAUCAGAAAAAAUGACUUGUAAAUGGGGAGGCCCUGAGGGAAGAGGACCUGGCUGUUUAUCUUCUAGACCUAAAUUAUCAUUGCUAACUCAUAUUAAUGAUUUUCAUUGCAAUGCUGCUGCCCUGCAGCAAUCAGCUAUUCGUCGAGAGUCCGGAGUUAACGUACCAUCGCCAGUUGUGCCACCAGCUCACCCAGGUUACGCUUCUAAUGCUGCCCUAUUAGCCAUCCGAAGACAUGCCAUUAAUUACGUGGAAGUUCCCAAGCCUCCGCCAAUCACACCUUUGACUCCAAUAUCAACGAGCAUACGUUUAACAGCAGCAUUAAUCCUUAGAAAUCUGGCUCAAGUUUCAUCUAAACUCAGAUUGCUUUUGCAAAGUUUAGAACCUUAUUUAAGUGAGCUCUGUAUGGUUGAAGGUCGUGAAGAGUCAAGAACAAUCGCACAGUGCUUAGGUGUUAUCACGGAAAGAAAUGACCGGAAAAGAGCAGAUUAAAGCAAAUUUAAUAUUGAAAUUUGGCAGAGUAAUUCAAAGAUCUGAACAAUCAAUACCGAGAACAAAGAAUCUGGAUCGGCCAUCGGAAAAGCAAGAACGUUGUAAACUGAUUUAGAUGAUUAAAUUAAGGUCUAAUGAUGACUUAUGGUUAUCUGUCGUGAAGAAAAGUUAUAAAGCAACUUACAAAAUUAUAACCCGAUAAAUGUAUAAAUUAUAUUCUGCUGAACGUUCAAGGUUUCUAAUAUUUAUGUUAUUAAGCAUU